UCCGCAAGUGACGUCGACACCUAAUCUCAUCCCACCUUCUCCUCCCCCACCUCCUUCUAUCUAUCCAUCUUCUUCCUCCGCCCCCACGCAGGCCGGCGCGACCCAGCUCCCGCAAUCUCCCCGAUCGUUUCUCGCCGCCCCCUCGCUCGAUUCUCGGAGGCCAGCGAACCCUGGGCGGCGGCGCGCGUGCGGAUUGGAUUCCUUCCCAGUACCGUGAGUUCUUCAACCAGAACUGUCUGCAACAGAUAGCAUCCUGAUUGCUAUGGAAGGUGGGGGAAUGGACCAGGUUUGCAUGGCUGCCAUGACCAACCAACCUUCAGUAUCUGAUAACAAGCUGAUGAAGAACAUCAGCGGGGAGAUGCCUGCAACAGCAACUGCUGGAAGCGGCUCCUUUGACUGCAACAUCUGCCUCGACUUCGCUGCAGAUCCGGUCGUUACCCUUUGUGGCCAUCUCUACUGCUGGCCUUGCAUCUACGAGUGGCUGCGGCCAUCGGUGGUAUCAGCUACCAGCGGCAACAGCACUUCAGCAAGGCAGCAGUGCCCCGUGUGCAAGGCCGCACUAUCUGCUGACAGCCUUGUGCCACUCUAUGGCCGUGGUGGUAGCUCAAAGAAAUCAUUGGAUGGUACGGCCAUUCCUAGACGGCCAACGGUGCACCGGGAGAAUGUUGCGCAGCAGCACGCGCAGACCAGCAUCGAUGACCUGCACCACCAGAACAUGGAGCCCAGCCCUCCGCUCCGGCCACUGCGGCAUGCACACCACCACCACCACCCUGGUGCCACCGAGUUCGACUUUGUGUACCCUCCUUCACCAAUGGGGCGUGGCUUGAUCCAUUCCACGGCUGGAGGGGUGCUAGGAGGGAUGGCGGAGGCGGUGCUUCCGUGGGCGUUUCGUGGGCAGGUGCCGCCGAGCAUGUACUACACAAGCCCCUACGCUGUCGCGGACCACACUGUGGGUCCCCGGCUAAGGAGGCAGCAGAUGGAGGUGGAGAGGUCCCUGCACCAGAUCUGGUUCUUCCUCUUUGUGUUUGUGGUGUUGUGUCUGCUCUUGUUCUGAAGAAAGACUAGAGGGGCCCUUGUGAAGAGGCGGUAUACGGCUUGUGUAUAUAUUGGAAGGCAUGAUAUACUGCUUCUCGAGGAAAAAGAAGGCAAGAUACUGAUGAAUGGGUGUUGCUUAUAUAGUGAUGAAGAGAGGGUAAGGAAUGGUUGAUGCUGUUAAGUGUUAACGGUCUCUAUCAAUAAGCAUGCGGGUAAAUCAUGCUUGUAAUAUGAAGACUUGGAGGUGAAAUGCAAUUCUCAUUCUUGUCUUGCCUAA
Molecule: messenger RNA, 1312 nt
Organism: Hordeum vulgare subsp. vulgare (domesticated barley)
Lineage: Eukaryota; Viridiplantae; Streptophyta; Magnoliopsida; Poales; Poaceae
Product: E3 ubiquitin-protein ligase RMA1H1-like
Exons: 2
Coding region: 263-1054 (263 amino acids)
Biological process (GO): ubiquitin-dependent protein catabolic process
Cellular component (GO): endoplasmic reticulum
Molecular function (GO): ubiquitin-like protein conjugating enzyme binding; ubiquitin protein ligase activity; metal ion binding
Source: RefSeq, a predicted model, not a curated record